Carassius gibelio (silver crucian carp) is the source of this 3567-nucleotide messenger RNA. It is a transcript of the gene lin28ab, whose product is annotated as lin-28 homolog Ab. The transcript is spliced from 5 exons. The coding region runs from base 715 to 1302 and encodes 195 amino acids. Gene Ontology annotation, molecular function: nucleic acid binding; zinc ion binding. Lineage: Eukaryota; Metazoa; Chordata; Actinopteri; Cypriniformes; Cyprinidae. The record is from RefSeq and is a predicted model, not a curated record.
UAGCAGGUGCUGUUCUGUUUCCUCUGACAUGAGUCAGCAACCUGUGCUCUUGUUGAGAGUGUGUUUGGGAAGCUGAUGAACGGCAUCCAAGAAUCCUGCAUGAAUAUUUCAUUGGAAAGUGGAUGCGGCUUUAAUUGUGUUUGCGGGUGACGGGGCGCGUGACAAUCCCAAUACAGUCAUCAGAGCAGAACCACAGCAGGAGCCCGACUGACUCACUGCUCCUCAUUCAUUCAUUCCUUCAUUCACUCGCAAAUGCUCCGUGCGCUAUAAAAUGCCUUCGAGGAGGGGGAUAUUGGACUCACGCUUUUAGGUUCUCCCAAGGCUGGAUACCAAUCAUCAUUAUUUAGUUGAUUUAACAACAAAGAGAAAUGAAAUGAUUUCAAGUCAUGCUGCCCCUGGCGAAUCCGCGUCUGAAUCACACAGCAUACUGAGGGUUUAAGAGGGGAGGGCACUUCCUAUUCCCCAAGCUGACAUUCUCCAUCUGCGAUUGGCCCAUUGGCAAAUUUGGACCCUAUCGUCGCAGAAAUGUGCACUUCAUCAGCUCGGUGGAGUUGAGCAUCAUGACCUAAAGCAGAGGAGAUGCUACAGUGACCCGAGUCCUGUGAUUCACUCCGGAACCAACACUGACCAGUCUGUUUAAUGCUGUUGGGAGGCUUAACCAAUGAUCUGCGCUUGUGGUGUGAAGCAAGAAGAGGUUGAAGACAUCCUGGAGACAUGGCUGAAGGGGGCUGUGCACGGACCGAGGAGGAGGAAGCCGCGAGCUCCGAGGAGGACUCGAGCUCGCUCCGUGGAAGUGGACUCUGUAAAUGGUUUAACGUGCGGAUGGGCUUCGGCUUCCUGUCCAUGACCCACCGGGAGGGCAUCUGUCUGGACACCCCCCUGGAUGUGUUCGUCCAUCAGAGCAAGCUUCAUAUGGAGGGCUUCCGCAGUCUGAAGGAAGGAGAAGCAGUGGAGUUCACCUUCAAGAGGUCCUCUAAGGGUCUGGAGUCCUUACGGGUGACGGGGCCCGGUGGGGCGCCAUGCGUGGGCAGUGAGAAGAGACCCAAGGGUGCCCAAAAACGCCGUUCAAAAGGAGAUCGAUGCUUCAACUGUGGAGGGCCGAAUCAUCACGCCAAAGAAUGCCAGCUGCCACCUCAGCCAAAAAAGUGCCAUUUUUGCCAAAGCAUCACCCACAUGGUGGCCAACUGUCCAAUCAAAGCACAGCAGUUGUCACCGGGAUCUCAGGGAAAAUCAACAACCUCGACCACAGGAGAAGAGGAGGACAUGAGCCACGCCCCCUUUCCUCCCGACAGCUCUGAUUAGUCGGGGGAAGGUUGUCAGGGAAACACAACAACCAAUCAAGAAGUUUCAACGGAAAGCUGCUUUUGAAACUAACUCAGGUUUUUCUUUUUCUAACAGCAGAAAUGAAUGUGGCCGCUCACUUUUGUACUUUAGCCAGGAAAUUAUAAAGCCGGAUUAAAUUAAUAUUGAAUGUUGUACCACCAUCACAUCCAUCUUCAUUUUUGACAGUCGUCAACAAAGAUUUGGGAUGAAGCAGAUAUUUCAGAUGGAUAAUCAUGAAAUAGAGGGCAAAUCUCACAAAAACAUGUCGAAAUCAGAAUUUUAAAAGGCAUAUUUUGCUUAAAAUAAAACCUAUGUUAGGACUUUAGGACUCACAAUUCUCGCAUAAAAAGAGGAAUUAUCAUUCAGAGUUUGUUGACUUUAGGAUAAAAUAUUGUGCUUGACCGUUUUCUUGAGAUCUGCCACUGAGAGUGUGAAGCCAAUGUGUAAGAGAGAGUUUUAUUUUCUGCCUUAGCUUUUCGAAGUGUCUUAGAUUUGAACCGAAACAAUCAAAUGCAUCAUGUUUACAGAUGGCAAUAAGCCUGGAUAGUGGUGAAACUGCUCAAAUUCAUCACUCUCUUGCUUUUUGACGGGAAACUCAUGUAGUCAUCCCCCUGUACACUGACGAAACCAUACUGACUGAGACUUUUUCUGAUUUCAAAAUCUGUCCGUGCAUAUUUGACCUCGGUCUCUCUAUAUCACCAGUGGGAGUAUGUUGACUGCACUGUCAUUAGUUAGUUACUAUAAGAAAGACACAGUGGCUUUCUUGGAUCAUUUAAUGCUGUGUAAUGGUAACAAAGGCUCGCUCUCAUUUAAAGAUGUGGGGAUUGCCUGAAGAAAUCGACCAAAUCCCUGCUAUUUGAAAACCAGAGCCAAGACAAUUAUAAUAUUCUUUUUUUUUUCUUAUGUAAACGUAACACGAGACACUAUAUCAGGUUUGUUAAAGCUCAUUCCAAGAGGAGAUCCUGACUUGAUCUCACUUUAUUGUAAAUAACAACUGUAAACCUUUUUUUAUUUAUUUGUAGCCGUUCACUCUGACCUCAGACUGUGUUUGUGAAUCAUUUCCAGGUUUGAUAAUGUUUUUAACUGUAGUAGGGAGUUGAUUGACAGCUGGUGAGUGUAAGCAAUGCUGAGAAGGAUUUUGUGAUGCACUCGUUUUUAUUUAUGGCCUUUCUUUUCUGAAAACACUGAUUUCAAAGUGUUAAACCUCUAAACUAACAGCGCGUCACUGCUCCACAGGUGUUUUUCUGAUUGAUGUAUUUAUUUAUUUCUAAUAAUCUGAAGAGGUUUAAGUAUGUUAUCAGGUGGGAGUAGGUGUUAGUCGUUGAAUGUAGUGUUGGGUGGAUGGGUCAGUUUAAGGGAUGUGAAGGGUUCUUUCUCAUUGUAUUCUUAUGCCAUAUAUUCAUACCAUUAUUGUAUAUUCUAUUAUCAUUUCAAUAUUUUAUUGUAUUGUUUCUUUAUUUAACGUGAGAACAAGAUGCGUAACUUGUUUUGAAUCUAUACAAAUCUACCUCAGGGUGUGUUGAAAUAUAUUAAAUGGACAUGUUAACAGAACAUUGUCCAUUUAAGUGUGUGAGAGAGAAGUGUGUGUGUGUACUUUUAUUUUUCUAGGUUUAAUGUAUUUAAUUUCUUGGACAUGUUAUCGUUUGCCAUGUAGCUGCACUGAGUCAGUUUUGGUCAAAUGUGUCUGAGUUAUUUAAAUUUUUUUUGGUUUGGACCGACUCAUGAGCGAAAUGCAACUGUAAUAUUGCUCCAGUUGACUUUUUAUUAUUUUUACUGUAAUGUACCCUGAGAUUGUUAACUCGGGACUAUGUUAAUUAUUUCUUGUUGGGUUCUAAUUAAUGAAGAGGAUAAUCAAUGUUGGUGAUCUUGAUUGUUGUAUUAUAAUAAUUGUCAUUUUGUGUUGCUCGCUGAUGCUUAGGGCUCCAGAUGCUGCACAAAUAUGAAGCCCUUCAUGUUCGGUGUCUUGGUGUCGUCAUUCAGGUGCGGUCAGGACGCUUUGUUCCACUUUUUGUGAUGAAGGCACAAAUGUUUAGUGUUCUGGUGACCAAAGAAUGUAGCCGCAUUGAAUAUGGCAAACACAUAUCAUGGAUCUGGUUUAUGGAGUGAUCCAUGUUGACUGGUUUCAGAGAGCUGUCAUGUUCAGGUCAUCGUGACAAAGCAUGGCAAGAAGGUUGUGCCCAAAAAUCUAUUGUAGUUUUAACAUCGAUAACUGCUUUCUAGUGAAUAAAUAUCUUUUUCUGAUUA